GUGGAAAACGGGUUGGCUUUUUUCGGUUUGCGAUCUGAGUCGUUUAACUGUUGGCGGGAUAAGUUCGGUUGAGAAGUUUUUAAAGGAAAAUCUGUUGGCGCGAAAUUCGGUUGGCUUUCGGUGAUUUUUUUUGGUGAACCUUCAUCAUUGCGGGGAGGGUGAUAUGUUUUAGAAAUUCAAAUCGCAACUGUUUGCUCAUGAGUCGUGCGAGGGAAUAAACCUAAAUCAACGGAUUGACGAAAGAAAAAAAAACUAUAAAUUUCCAUAGUUUGAAAAGUAAGCACCGGUGUCGAUUUUCCUCACGUUUUCUCGAUCCCAAUCGUCAUAAAUGUCAGGCAGCUGAGCUCGAAGAUAUACGGGGCAUUUCGGGUAGCAAAAAUUGUGCUAGUCCAAGGAAAGCAAUUUACGGGCAACAUUUCACCCUACAAUUGAAAGUUUGUAUCGCUUUCGGUUUGGAUCGAUUACAUUUCGGAGCUAUUAUAGUUUAGUGGAAACUUACGUCUUUUUGUGCUCGAAAACAUUGGAAUGUUGCUGCUGCAGCUGCCCGGAAGAUUGAUAGUGUUUCCUCUAGAAUAGCUUUUCUUCCGCUUGUCACUGGAUGAGAAAAAGUUGGUACUGAACGGAAAAGCGCUUCUGGUUCCGGCCACGUGUUUUAUGGAUUUUGUGUGAUAAUCUUUCGAUUUAUGGGAAUUUCGGUAAUUGGAAGUAGCUGCGUCGAGUAAAACCGACAACGUAUUUCUGUUUGUGUUCGUGUAAGUUUGUGUAAGUUUGUGAGAGUUUAGUCGAGUGAAAUUCAACUAUGGGAAUCGUAAUUAUUUUGGCGCCUGGUGAUAACUGUAACGCAGCAAUGUAAUCAAUUCUCAUUAAGAGAAAGUGCUGGACGACGACUAGUUAGUGUGUUAAGUGGGCCAACUUGCGAGAUUUCCCAGGGAGGAAUUAAAUUUUCUGCGCUGUUGAUGAUAAAGAUAACGACCGUCGUCGACCAACAAGCACGGAACAGCACGUUGCGGCAGCCAUGCAGUGGCAGUUUUUCCUAAACGUGACGGAACCGAUUGCGGUGGACAUCCGGCAGCACCUGACGACCUUCGAUCCGAAUCGGUUGGUUCCAACGAUGGGACAGGGCAGGAAUAACAACAACGACGACGACGAGUACUAUUACGACAACAACGAGCUGCAGGACUUGAGCGCCGUAUCCAGUAGGAUCCAAAAAUCGGUCCGAAUGUUGGCGACCACAGAGCCAUCCCUGGGGCUCCCGGAUGGGGUCAUCGACGGGGCCGACGAAUACGAACCGUACGACCAGCGGCUCGAAACCUAUCUGGUGCCGGUGGUUUUCGCCAUCAUUUUUAUCGUCGGAAUUUUGGGAAACGGCACCCUGGUCAUCAUCUUCCUGAGGCACCGGGCCAUGAGGAACAUUCCGAACACGUACAUAUUUUCGCUGGCCCUGGCCGAUUUGCUGCUGCUUCUCGUUUGCGUCCCGCUGGCAUCGCUCAUCUACACUCUGGAAAGCUGGCCGUGGGGUGUAACGCUGUGCCGGAUAACGGAGUGCUUCCGGGAGAUCAGCAUCGGCGUAUCGGUAUUCACACUGACGGCCUUGGCCGCGGACCGGUACUGUGCCAUCGCCAAUCCACUGCGGAAGCUACAGACCCGUCCUAUAACGGUCAUCGUGGCCGUUUUCAUCUGGCUACUGGCCAUCGCUCUUUCGAUUCCAUCGGCAACGAUUGCCGACGUCGUGGUGGUGGAAAUUCCGAAUAACACCAUCGAGUAUUGUUCCCCUUUUGGGCAACGGUCUAACGAAUCAGUCAUUUAUUCCAAAUACAAGACGGUCAUCAAUUCGGUGGUUUACUACUUUCUGCCGUUGACGAUCAUCGCCAUCCUGUACAUCCUGAUGGCGUACCGGUUGCACGUGAGUGCCCGGGACAUGCCCGGUGAAACGUCCGGUCCCCAGAGUAGGUCCCAGGCUCGGGCACGGCGUCACGUGGCCCGGAUGGUCAUCACCUUCGUGGUGGUGUUCAUCAUCUGCUUCCUGCCGCACCACGUGUUCGCGUUGUGGUUUCAUCUGAGUCCGAAUGCCCUGUACGAGUACGAUUAUUUCUGGCACAUACUGCGCAUCACGGGGUUCUGUUUGAGCUUCCUCAACUCUUGCAUAAAUCCGGUGGCCCUGUACUGCGUGUCCGGUGUCUUCCGGCAACACUUUCACCGGUACCUAUGCUGCCGGCAUACUGCGGUUCAGCGACGGAUCGGAAUGUCCUCGGCGGGAAACGCCUGUGAAACGAGCUUCGUGUCGACAAUCCGCCGCUCCCAGCACAAUCACCACAACAGCAUCCGCAAGUCCCUGUCGGUCCAUUCGGUUCAGAGCACGAAAAGGUGAGAAAGCGUCCGGCUGACGGUUUACUUCCAGGAUACCGGAAACGGUCGCGGUGGGACUGGUGUUGAUGGAUCGUCCGCCGGAAAUGGCAUCAGCCGGAAUGGUGGAUCAUCAACCAAGGGUGGUCGGAAAUGAUGGUUCGGAAAGCGGUCCCCGGCAGGUCGUCGGUCCCCGGCAACGACGCUAGAGAAUCGAAUCGACGAAGAGACACCCAGCCGGAUGUCCCAAGAGGCCGAGUACGGAACCGUAGCGCGGACCUAGCUCAAUUUCCGUUCCGGCAGCAGAAGCGAAAGAGGUCGGAACGAGGAUAUCUUUACAAUCGACUAAUUCAAUUAGUAGGAAAAUCCUUGCAAACACUCAAACAAACUCGAACGAAUUUACUCUAUAUAGGCUGUCCUCACGAUGUGAAAAGGGCAGAAUAGCAGCGUAUCAUCCAGUCAGAGGCGUAUUUUUAAGGAAGAUCAUACGUAAGUGAUGAAAAAAAAUCCAAAAUCGUCAUUCUACUGUAGAUAAAACUCAACGGAUCAAAGUUUUGAUUUAUUCUAACAAACAUAAACUUUUCCAAACCUUAAUCGGAUAAUUUACAAAAACAUUAACGGUGUCUAUUCGAAUACAUAGUUUUAUUUCAACAGAAUCGCCAUCUCUGAAGUUUAAACAUACCUACGACUCAAGUAAAAUUUCAAGUUGCCUAUGCUCGCAAAGCAGUUCAAUGUUGAUACGAAUCACAAACUCUAUGGGGCUGUUAUAAGAGUAGCUGCAAAAUUGGCAAAAUUUACACAAUUGACAUUGGACAGAACUUCCAUAAUUGACUUAAAUGACAAGAUUAAAAAAAAUGGCAGAAAAAAUGAGCAAAUUGACAAAAAUGAUAAAAUCAAGAAUGACUUAAAUGAUCGAAAUAACAAAAGUGACGAAAAUGACGAAAAAAAUAAAAAAAUUUGAAACGACAGAGAUCACAAAAAUUACCAAUAUGAAAUUGACAAAAUUUGUCGACAUUGACAAAAUGACUAAAAUGCCAAAACUGACAAAUUUAAAUAUGAAAAAAAUUUACAGAAUAAGA
Messenger RNA from Uranotaenia lowii, 3422 nucleotides. Its product is annotated as neuropeptide CCHamide-2 receptor-like. Gene Ontology annotation, biological process: G protein-coupled receptor signaling pathway. The record is from RefSeq and is a predicted model, not a curated record. Gene Ontology annotation, molecular function: G protein-coupled peptide receptor activity. The coding region runs from base 1016 to 2368 and encodes 450 amino acids. The transcript is spliced from 6 exons. Gene Ontology annotation, cellular component: membrane. NCBI's taxonomy places the organism in Eukaryota, Metazoa, Arthropoda, Insecta, Diptera, Culicidae.